AUGGCAAUGUCUGUCGACGUCGCGGCCGCCUCAUCUACCCAGCCGCCCCGCCACUUCCAGCGGCCACCGCAGCAAUUUGACAACACCGCCGCACUGCGGCAGGCGGUGAUGUCGAAGGAGGACGAAUACAGCAACUACGAGCAGGCCAUCCUCCUCGAGAUCAACGAACUGCGCAGCGACCCCGUCGCGUACUCCUCGAUCGUAGAGUCCGAGGCAACCGUCGGCUACCCGUUCGUGCGUGACGACCCGCUGCCGGAUCAGUGCUCGGAGAUGACGCUGGAGCAGCUGCGCGUGUACAUACAGGACUUCCGGCGCGAGCGCAGCGAGGUAAAGGAGUCACUGAGGCGCAUUAGGGGAGAGUGGGUAGAGGCGGAGGCGGGCAUGCGUGAGCGCUGGACCCAGGAGGACACGGAGCGCGCCAAGAAGAAGCGCGGCAGCAGCCGCAAGCUGCGCAACUCGCUGUUGCGAGAGGAGGACUUCAUGGUGGAGCGACAGCGCAUCGCACAGGAGUUAAAUGAUCGCUACACGCAGCGCACCAAGGAGGCGGAGUCGAAGCUACUGCACCUCGAGCGCUCCUGCAGGUGGGCAGUUGACGGAGCGAACGUCAUCAUAAAGCUUGUGCAACAAAUGCGUGAGGCACAUCCAGUGCCAACGCUGCAGUACAGCCGCGGCCUCACACUUGCUGCGCGGGACGUAGGAAACGAGUGCCACCGCGUGCCGACCACAAGCGCUAUAUCGGCAUCACCACCACCACCACCACCACCAACAGUAACAACAUCAGCAUCACCACCCCCAAUGGCGAUGGCAGCAUGUCAGCAGCCCCGGCAAUCGGUGCUGCUAUCGUCGUCGUCGUCGCCGCCGCCGCCGAUGUCGCCACCGCGUAUGCCGAACGCUAGCGAAGAUGCGCUGCUGCAUCUGUCGCGGCCCUUAAGUGGCGGGAGCAAUGGGGGUGGGCAUCGUCCUUCCCAGCCAACCUUGUCUUGCGAAGAGGACAUCACCAACACCAACACCAUCAGCAUCGCGACGACGGAUGUCACACUGCACAAGAAGGACAUCAGCGGUCGGACGACGCCACUGAUGGACGUGUUCAGUCUCUCCACUGCUGCCAGUCCAACGGUGAUGGUCACUGCGCACGAGCUCACCAACGAAGGUGAGCAGCUCAAGAGGACCACAAUGAAGAUGUGCAAACGCUACGGUUACUACUCCGGUGCAGUGCGGGGGCUGCAGCUGUGCAACGCCUUUCCCCCCCGCAAGACGCUGAUCCAGAUGAUGCUCGGCCUUCGUGUGCCUCACUUCACACUGCUCGCUCUCAAUGCCGUCAGCGAUGCGCCCGAAGCGUCUUUGUGUUCGUCGGCGUCGCGGCAGUCGAAGAGCCCGCUGCUUUGGGCGGACGGCCGCCUGCUCGGGAGCGGCUGGGUACGUGCGCCGGACGGCGUUGUGAGCGUCACGGCGCUCGUUGCAACGAGCUUCGAAGAGCUGCGCGUCAUCCACGACCGGCACGACUUUUCACUGCCGCAGAUCCACCGCAUCCUCAACAGCCGCCACGAGGGACUGGCGAGGGAGCCCAACAGGCCAGCCGUCAUGCACAUAUUGUCAGCGCUUGAGGUGUGUGUCAUAGAGCCGCAGGCCCACCCCGUGUUCGCCGACAGGGACCAGCACGUCGUGCGGCUGGUCGCGCGCGCCGAUUCACACCGCGUCGAGCUCACUGCAACCGUCACGUUGGCGUCGGAGCCGGUCCCGGUGGUGCCGCUGCUGGACCGCGAGCUGCUUCUCGUGCAGCGCUGCCGCGACGACCUUGAGGAGGUGGAGGUACUCCUCGACAUCCGCGCGGCGCGCCACCGCUGGGGGAAUCAGCCCCUGUUUGUGUACCUCUUCGAGCGCGACAAGAGCGCCACUGUGAUGGGAGCCUUCGCGAACAUCGGAUUCAUCCGCGUGACGCCGAUGCAGCGCGAUAGUAAUGGAGCGUCCCACACGAAACGCCUAUUGUCACUGAUGCCCCCGCACCAUCACCACAAUCAACAACAACAACAACAACAACAACAAGGCUGGGGGGAGGCCGCAGUCAUUCGAACACCUCUGGUCUUGGCCUCGCAGUGGUGCGAGUACCCUGUUGAGAUCAAAGAGGAACCCUUCGGGUGGCCGCUCGUGAGCAUCGACUUUCAAGAGCGCUGCGCCACCAUCAUUGAGCCGCUCUGCGGGACGUUGAUAGCACUGGGUGACUUGCAACGCAUUGCAAUACAAAUUCCACACUGCGCGUAUCUAGAGGUCACCAUCGACAACGUCCGCCGCCUCCUAGAGGUGGAGAACACGUACCUGGAGUCGGAGGAUCCGAGCGGAAGUCAGCAGCGGCUUAACAAGCUGAUUGCGUCUUCACGGGUGGAACUGAGGGUCGCAGAGGAGAGCUUCAACGAGAGCGCAGAUCCCAUCAAGCAAGAACUUGCGCAUGUGCAGAAGAGUAUGGCGCGUCGCCGUGGCAAAGAGCUGACGAAGCUAAAGAAGCAGGAGGAUGAGCUGCAGCAACGCCUCAACCAACUGAAUGACAACGUAGAAGAGCUGCGCAAGACACUCGCUAACGCAAAGGAGGACCUGGUGUUGCUGGGACGCGAGUACGCUCUCCGUGCGAAGCAGCGGCGGCAGCUGCGCCGGGAGUACGACCGGUUGUGCGAGCGCGCCGACCGUACACGCCCGUUGCGAGUGGAAAUAAUUCUCGUCACCGACGACGCCGCGUCGGUUGGGGCGGGGGCGGAGCGCACCCCACUGCGCCCCGUCAACGCCGCAAACACGCUCUACGAGGGGACAGUGCGGCUGCUGGAGGGCCUCAGGUGCCGGGCGGUGCUGCUCAUCAACGAUCAGGAGGCGGUGUGUUGGGAGGUGCGUCCAGGGUACUGA
This is a messenger RNA of Trypanosoma grayi, 2889 nucleotides long. RefSeq lists its product as hypothetical. NCBI's taxonomy places the organism in Eukaryota, Euglenozoa, Kinetoplastea, Trypanosomatida, Trypanosomatidae. The record is from RefSeq and is a predicted model, not a curated record. Bases 1 to 2889 code for a protein of 962 amino acids. The transcript has a single exon.